UUGAAGGUAUUUAUAGUACCAGAUUAAUUCAAUAAUAUUUGUACGAAUAACGCUCGAAAUGCUAUCUGUGUGAGCGGCGCGCUCACAUGUGUACCAACGACGGGUUAAGUAUUCAGAAAGAAUUAUUUCCUAAAAAAAAUACAGUUGAACUUAAAAAGUUAUGUGACACGAGGUGGAUUUGCCAGAUAUCUGCAUGUAUUGCUGUUAGAGAAACAUUUUCUGUUAUUCUAGUACUUCUAAAUAAAAUUAGCAUUGAAUCAAAAUGCGAAAAAAGUAUGGAAGCAAAAUCAAUUUUGAUUCAUAUUAAUUUUGAAUUUAUAUUUUGUUUACACCUCUUUUGUGAUACAUUUAGUCAAAUAAAAAUUGUUUCUGAUUAUCUACAACUACCCGAAUCAGAUUUAGGUAUAAGUUGUAUAAUGGUCGAAUCAUUGAUAGAUUAUCUUAAACAAUUCCGAACAGUUGAUAAAUUAUUUGAUUUGCUUUUGGAAAAAGUUGUUUUGUUUGCUGAAAUUAAUAACAUCCCGUUACCAGAAGAAAACACAUAUAGAAGAAUUUUUUGUAAAUUGCCUGCUAAAUUUGUAUCAUAUAUUACAGAACUACCGAUUUCUGAAAAUAGGGAGAUUAUGAGUAAGAAUGAUGCAAGGACAAUUAUAUUUUUUCCAGUAAUUGAUCGAAUGAUCAAUGAAUUACAAAGAAGAUUUUCUGAUAAUAAUCCAAUAUUAUCUGGUAUUAGUUCCUUAAAUCCUCAAAAUAAAUCUUUUUUAGACUUGCAAGUAUUAUUACCUUUUGCCAAACACUAUGAAGUGGAUAUUGAAAGCUUGGAAUCUGAAUUGAAGUUAAUACCCAAACUCAUAGAUAGACAUCAAAAAGAAAAAGAAAAAAAAACUAAAACUAAUACUAUACUUGAUUUCAUAUAGUUGCUUGAAAAUUACAAAUUGGUCUUUUCUGAACUAUAUUUGUUAUGUACUAUAGCAAUUAUCAUACCUCCUUCAAGUGCCGGUGUUGAGAGAACAUUUUCUAGUCUCCGACAAAUUAAAACUUAUAUGAGAAGUAAAAUGAUCAACACAAGAUUAUCAGAUAUAGCAGUUCUUUCAAUAGAGAAAAAUAUUUCCAAAAACCUAGAUUUGGAAUUCAUUGUGGUCAAAUUUUCUGCUGCUCAUCACAAUCGCAGAAUGCUUGUUUAAAAAAAUCUUAUAUUUUUCAUUGAUUGUAUUUUCAUUUUAAACAUUAUUAGUGUGUUAAAAUUUUAUAUUAUAUGCAGUAGGUUAUGCAAAAUUAAUUAGUGUAUUAUAUAUAAAUCAUUACAUUUUUUUUUACCAAUA
Molecule: messenger RNA, 1322 nt
Organism: Daktulosphaira vitifoliae (grape phylloxera)
Lineage: Eukaryota; Metazoa; Arthropoda; Insecta; Hemiptera; Phylloxeridae
Exons: 2
Coding region: 87-917 (276 amino acids)
Source: RefSeq, a predicted model, not a curated record